Messenger RNA from Naegleria lovaniensis, 2094 nucleotides. RefSeq lists its product as uncharacterized. Gene Ontology annotation, cellular component: transcription factor TFIIIC complex. The coding region runs from base 1 to 2094 and encodes 697 amino acids. The record is from RefSeq and is a predicted model, not a curated record. The transcript is spliced from 2 exons. NCBI's taxonomy places the organism in Eukaryota, Heterolobosea, Eutetramitea, Acrasida, Naegleriidae. Gene Ontology annotation, biological process: transcription initiation at RNA polymerase III promoter.
AUGAUUUCGCAAGAGGACUUCAGGCGCCUCAUGGAGUCUUCAUCGACAACAGUGGAAGGCUCUUCUUCCUCUCUAUCAUCAUCAUUGAAUAUCGGAAAUAAUUUUGCAGCAAGUGCUAGCGGAAAUCAACGGUCUUCAAUGGAGGCUGGGAUGUCAACACAGCAAGGAACUCCAUCAUCGACGGCAUACUUGGGCGUAAAUUACGAGAAGGCAGAAGUUCUUUCUAUUCCCGAUAAGAAAUAUACCAUGGUUCUAUUUCCUGGUAGAAUUAAAAACGUUUCUAACGCCAUCAAUAUUCUAGGUGGGAUGAAGAGUAUCCAAGCAUUACACAAACCAAAAGAAAGUACAGACCAACAAACACAUCAAGAAAACAGAUUUUUGGAAUGCAGAUUUAGGCCGAAUAAUUUUAUGAGUUGCCAUCCUGUUUAUGGUGAUGUAACAUCAACAAACAAUUUAUUAUUGAGGCUGAGAAGAAAGAAAGUAAAAAAACAAGUAGGAGAAAGAGUAGUAACAAGAUACGAUCCAGCUCAAUCCCAACUUCAAGUUUUGGGAAUUAUUACUAAAACAGUGAAUUUCAAAGGAUUGUCUGAUUUUCAAUAUAUUCAACCAAAAUAUGUGGAUUUAAAUCAGUCAAUGGACGAAGAUCAAACAACUCGAGAUUCAUCAAGCAACAAUUUCAGCUCAAGCAUUAUGGACGAUGAAGAUGGUGAUAUCGAAAUGCAACAUGAAGAAAAGAUUGCCUCAUCCGUUCCAUCCACCCAAACCCCGUUCACGUUAGAAAUGAUAGCUUCUCUCCAACAUCCUCACACCGGAAAAGGUACAAAGACUCAGAAAUCCAUGCUAGAUUUACCUCCUCCAAUAUUUUCCAGAUUUGACAUGCCCAUGGAUUAUGCGUUCAAACAAAACCCAUCAACAGAGAUUGUUCCAAUUGUUUCUAACGAUGGUACUUCUAAGAAAUACAAAAGACUUCUCAAACCUAGUAAGCAAUACAUGCCACACUGUGUUGAAAUUAAUUUUGAUGAUGAAGUACCGACUGUACCUCCAGAAGAGAUUUUAACAGCUAAAGAUAAGGACUUGUAUAAAGAUGUCGAGAAACGAGUACGAUUCUUGUUUGGAUGUCCAAGUGACGAUCAAGAAGAUCCAACAGAACUUGCACACAUUACUGAUAAGAGCAGAAAUAUUCGUCCGAUUUGGUCAAAAAGCGCAAUAUCAAGCAAAUUUGAAAGUAGGAAAGACAAAUGGAAAUUAAGAAUGGUACUUCCAAGAGUGGCAUAUCACUACAAAAACGGACCAUGGCGUAUGUUGUGGGUUCGAUAUGGUUACGAUCCAAAGAAAGAUGUAUCAGCAUCGUACUAUCAAUUACUUGACUUUAGAGUUCCACAUGAGUUACGACCAAAAAUUCAUUCUCUAACAGGAAAGAGAAAGGAAGACGAACGUGAGACAAACAAAUUCAGAAGAUUGCCAAGAAGAAGAGUUGUAGACACUCAUAUUGAUCUUCAUGAUUAUUUAUACUCUGGGCAAGCAAAAGAAAAAGCUCAAAACGACAUUGAGUCUGUACAUACCUCAAACACCAAUAAUACCAGCUCUGCUACACAUCACGGCGAACAUGAAGAAAAUACAUCGUAUGAAUUCAACUCCAUACCUACACAAAUUCAAGUAUUUUAUCAGCUAUGCGACAUCAGAAUUGCUCCUGCACAGAAUAUUAUUCUAGCAGAUAGGGAUGAAACCAUCGCCAUUACUUAUGGUGUCGUUUCUGGUGUAAAAUCCAGUGAAGAGCUAGGCCUUAGAGAACCAGUAUGGAACAACAGUGAAGAAUGUGAUCCAAAGUAUGGAUGGUAUAAUCAUCAUGCUCUCGAACAGGUCAGAUAUGUGAUGAAGAAGAAAGUUGAAGAAUGGAUAGAAAACGGAGAAGAAAACGAUCCUGAGAUAUUGACAGACACGGAUGAAGAGGUUGAGCAACCCGAAAGUUCAAGAUCAAUCCUUGAAAAACAAGACGAGCAAGAAACUCGCCAUAAGGUGCAACAAGAUGCCAUGAGUGAAACGGAUGACGAACCGAUCAAAGAUGAUGCUGACGUAUUUAUUGAGAGCCAGUAA